AUGUUCUCAUCCGCCCAGCCAAUUCGUCCUACCGCCACCUUCAUCACCUGCCAUAUUCCUAUUUCGCACUCGCAAAGCCUGCAUCCCCACAAUCCUCACAGGAUUACACUCCCUUUCAAGACCGAGCGUCAUGGCUUCACCGUCGGUGUGAGUGUCGUCGUCGGUAAUCGACCACUAUUCUCCUCUGAUGAGCUCAUGCUCUCUAGCCGUAACUCUUCAAGGGUAUAUCUCGACACUCGAGAUGUCAUUCGCCAUGGUCAGGCCAUGCGGCGUGUUCCUUGCUAUCUACAGUGCAUGAAUGGUGACGCUGGUGAUCAAACGUGUGCAACUGUUUCGGGCAUGCUGAGGAACAGAGGACAGUCAGGGCUUUAUACGUUGGAAUGCUCAUCAUCUAGCCCAUCCCGUAUUCCGAAUGGCCCCCCUUUACCCACGGGAGAGCUCCAAGAUUAUGUUCGGACGCAUGACUGGGACUUCCCCACCUGUUUCUGUCCCCUUCUUGCGACGGGUACCCCCUCAAAGACCACACUCAUCGUUCCAGUCACGCCUACCUCUGAACAUGUUGGGAGCCCUUGCCUCACUUGUCCGACGAAGCAGUGCUCGUACUUUCUCAACCUUGAGGACCUCGUGGAUAGGUUCCCCGACCUGCCAUGCAAGGUCUUUCCGAAGAAAGACCCUAUCACCCCAUCGUCGAGUCAGUCUACCCCUUCUAAGGCGGCGCGGACUCUGAUUUUUCGAUCUCCGGUCCAACAUGCCAUCAAGUCUGCCCCACCAUCGCCUUCGAAGGCGCCCAAGAGCAUCCUGAGAAAGAUCAACAUCAUAUCCCCUCCUCCAUCGGGCUCAGCAUUCGGAGACGUAUUCACCGCCAACUUCCCCGUCAAGACCGAGGACAUCCCUCCGUCUCUUCAGGCCCUUUUCGAUGAGGAUGCUCUCAAUGGAGGGAGCUCUCGCGAUGCGACCGAGAGUCCCGCUCGGGUCACGUCAGAUGCCGCCAAGCAGGCUUUCCGUGACUUCGAUCGUCGUGAGGCUCAGCUAAAGGGGCGUGGGUAUCACCGAGAUAAUGGCCUCAUAGACGAUCUGACGCGCUUCUGGACUGAUGUCCCUGAGCUCUCCGGUCGCCGAGCAUGCGAUGUUCCGGUCCUUGGAGACAUAGACACUAUGUCAAUCCUCUUCAGACUCGAUGGAGAGAAGGACGCUGGUGUUCCAUACAAGGAUCUCAUUCGUAUCCUCUCUCACUGUGACUGCUGCGGACUCAUCAUGACUCCCCGAAAGCUUCAGCUCCAUUCCUGUGACCUGGACACGCCGUUCGUCGAGACCACUCCCACCCUACACCGCUCCCUCGGCUCCUCUUCUGCCGGACCUUCCUCGUCGCCUUCUGCGCUCUACACUCCAACCCCGGGGCUCAAACGCAAGAGGAAGCUCACCAUCUCCCCUGAACAUAUCCCGAAGAAGGUUCGAGUUUGGGGUAGUGACAAAGGCAAAGGGAAGGAGGUUGUCAAGUCGGGUGUGCGUGUCAUCGAGCAUGCAGACGGAGUUCUCGAGAUUCUGUCGGACUCGGACGAUGAGCUUGAUUUAUACAUUUGUCUUCGUGCUUCCACCAAAACUGCAUCCCUCGAUGGGCGGUUCCACCAUUAUGCUCCGUUGUUUCAUCCCGCGGCUGUGCUCGCCAUGUAA
This is a messenger RNA of Stereum hirsutum FP-91666 SS1, 1671 nucleotides long. RefSeq lists its product as uncharacterized. The record is from RefSeq and is a predicted model, not a curated record. Bases 1 to 1671 code for a protein of 556 amino acids. The transcript is spliced from 11 exons. Lineage: Eukaryota; Fungi; Basidiomycota; Agaricomycetes; Russulales; Stereaceae.